Molecule: messenger RNA, 2993 nt
Organism: Octodon degus (degu)
Lineage: Eukaryota; Metazoa; Chordata; Mammalia; Rodentia; Octodontidae
Gene: Ptpn22
Product: protein tyrosine phosphatase, non-receptor type 22
Exons: 21
Coding region: 101-2533 (810 amino acids)
Biological process (GO): positive regulation of toll-like receptor 3 signaling pathway; T cell differentiation; positive regulation of CD8-positive, alpha-beta T cell proliferation
Cellular component (GO): nucleus; cytoplasm
Molecular function (GO): non-membrane spanning protein tyrosine phosphatase activity
Source: RefSeq, a predicted model, not a curated record
CUCUGGAGGCAGCAGUGGCUUUGGUGUUGUCUCAGCCAUGACACACAUUUGAGAUGCCCGCCCUUGACCGGCUCGCAGCCUCUCUCUCUAGCUCCACAGCAUGGACCAGCGAGAAAUUCUGCAGAAGUUCCUGGACGGAGCCCAGAACAAGAAAAAGAACAAAGAGAAGUUUGCAACUGAAUUUCUGAAGCUGAAAAAGCAAUCCACCAAGUUCAAGGCAGACAAAACUUACCCCACAGCUGUGGCUCAGAAGCCCAUGAAUAUAAAGAAAAACAGAUACAAGGACAUUUUGCCCUAUGAUCAUAGCCGAGUAGAGCUGUCUCUGAUAACGUCUGAUGAGGAUUCUAGCUACAUCAAUGCCAACUUCAUUAAGGGAGUAUAUGCACCCAGGGCUUACAUUGCCACACAGGGCCCUUUACCUUCAACUCUUCUGGACUUUUGGAGGAUGAUUUGGGAAUACAGUGUUCUGAUCAUUGUUAUGGCAUGUAUGGAGUUUGAAAUGGGAAAGAAAAAGUGUGAGCGCUACUGGGCUGAGCCAGGACAGACGCAGCUGCAGUUCGGCCCUUUCUCCGUAUCUUGCGAAGCUGAAAGAAGGAAAUCUGAUUAUAUAAUCAGGACUCUAAAAGCCAAGUUCAACAGUGAAACACGAACUAUCUACCAGUUUCAUUAUAAGAAUUGGCCAGACCAUGACGUGCCUUCAUCUCUAGACCCUAUUCUUGAGCUCAUCUGGGAUAUGCGUUGUUAUCAGGAGGAUGACAGUGUUCCCAUAUGCAUUCACUGCAGCGCUGGCUGUGGAAGGACUGGUGUUAUUUGUGCCAUUGAUUACACAUGGAUGCUGCUAAAAGAUGGGAUAAUUCCUGAGAACUUCAGUGUUUUCAGUUUGAUCCAGGAAAUGCGAACACAGAGGCCUUCAUUAGUUCAGACUCAGGAACAGUAUGAACUGGUCUACAGUGCUGUAUUAGAGCUUUUCAAGAGACAGAUGGAUGUCAUGGAAGACAAACAGCCUGGAAGAGAGGUUCAAGCAGAGUAUUCAAUUCCUGAGCAAAAUCCUGCUCUUCAAGCAGCUCCUCAUUCUCCUAAUUUUCCAAAAAGCACCACAAAAGAAGAAAAAAUGAUGAACCAACAAAGCAAACACAAGUUGAAGGUGGAAAAUGCGGAAGUUUCUUCCUUCAACUUUAGGACUUCUGAAAGAAGUGCAAGGGAAGAGUUAGUUUUGCACCCUGCUGGAUCAAGCCCAUCUUUUGACUUCUUGGAACUGAAUUAUUGUUGUAACAAAAACACUGAUGCAACCAAGAAAUGGCAGACAAAGAUGUUGUCAGCGGUCGGGGAACCUCUGCAGAAGCACAGGAGUUUGGACUUCAGCUCCAUUGUCUUGAGGGCAAGUCCUAAUCCUCAAAGUAUAAAUGCAGCAGGAACAUGUUUUAAUUCAAAGGGGCCUAUAAUGCGAACCAAAUCAACUCCGUUUGAAUUGAGACAGCAGCAAAUAACUGGGGGGUUGGACGUUAAGGAAAAGUUUUCGUGUUCGGAAUCUCGAGCCCACACUUCUUACCUUGCGGAGUUCCAGGCUAACAGAGGGACACAUGUUUCUUCAGAAGAACUGAGCUGUUCUCCGCCCUAUGACUCAACCCACCAAAUGUGUGGCGCCGCGUCCGGAAAGCAGCGUGGCCGUAGUCCUCUGAGUGUGUAUUCUUGCAUGUCUUUAGUAGAAGAUCCUUACUUUUCACCGUUGCUUCCAAGUAGUGCUGAUUCGAAGAUGUCUCUUGAUUUACCUGAGAACCAAGAUGGAGCUGUGUUUCCCUGCUCUUCGCUGCCAGCACCCUCUACGACCCUCCUUCCUUACCACAACUCAAGCGACUCUUCACCAUUGAAUCCUCUGACCAAUUUUUGCCCACAACUGAACCAAGAGACAGUUGGAUUGGCAGCUUCUCCACAGAUAGAUGAUGAAACCCCCCCUCCACUUCCUGAACGAACACCUGAGUCUUUCAUCGUGGUAGAGGAAGUGGGAGAAUUGCCACCAAGUGUACCCAGAUCCUUACCAUCCCCUGUGAAGAUAAGCAUUGGACAAUCGCCGGAACACAGUGGAACAUGUGCAUCAAAGACAUUUGAUGACUCUGUGAGACUUAGGUCAAACAAGAGUGUAAAACUCCAGAGUUCCAAACCAGUUCCACGUCAAGAUUCAUCUCCUUCCCCACCUCCACUCCCAGAAAGAACCUUAGAGUCCUUCCUUCUUGCCGAUGAAGAUUGUAUGCAAACACAAUCUACAGUAACACAUUCCAUUAAUUGUCCUGAAACCAUGGAAGACUCAACAUCUUCAAAACAAAUAAUGAAGACUACUGGAAAAAAUUUCACAAGGAGUAAGAGUUUGAAAAUCUUGCGAAACAUGAAGAAGAGUAUCUGUAAUUCUUCCUCACCAAGUAAGCCUGGAGAAUCUAUUCCAUCAAGUAACUCCAGAUCAUUUCCAAAUUUUGGUUUUGCAAAUCGUUUUUCAAAACCCAAAGGACCACGGAACCCACCAUCAUCUUGGAAUAUUUAAUACAAUUCUGGAUUUAUAAGAAUUUGGGCUGCAAGCCUGCCUGUAAAUACAACUACUUGUUAGCUAAGACUGGGCGUGAUGGUGCAUGCCUGUAAUCCCAGCACUCGGGAGGCUGAGGCAAGAGGAUGUCUGUGAAUUUGAGACCAGCCUGGACAAGCGAAAAUAAGUGCUGUAUAUUGAUAAUGUAAAGGAGAUAUAAUGUUAAUAACUUUUAAAAGAAAAUCAAUAGGCAAAAAAAUCCAAUUUUGCAUUUUCCUAUCAUUUACACUGGGUUAGAAAUAGAUGAAAAGUUUAUCUGAGUUUAUGAAGAGAAUGCUGUAUGAGACACAAUUUUUUUUUUUUUUCUCCGAGGUAAACCUGAUAUUUAGCUGACUGCUGGCUCCAUGGUGUCGCCUCCCUUCUGGGAGCGCAGAGCUCACUCCAGAAACAUUUUAAAAAUGGAUUUAUUUACUUUUGGAAG